GCCCGCCUGCAGGCGGCGUCACGAGGGGCGGGGCGGAGGCUCGCUGGGAAGUUGCACCCGGUCAAGUUGCAGUCUUGUAAGUAACGCCAUGGACCGGGAAAGUGGGAGGGGCCGCUCCCGGAACGCAGCCUUCUCGUAAGAACCUCCAAGGAAGCAAGGAAAAAAAAAAGAAAAAGAAAAAGAAAAAAAGAGGGCUAGACUGAGCUCCCGGGAGGCCUCUGAAAGCUUCCACUAGAGAAGAACUCGUCUCUCAAUUUCUUUAACUGCAAGAAGCGGAGGACCUGUGCGAGGACUCCAGGGGCAAGGUGGAGAACAAGAGUAGGGCGCGCCGGGCCCCAGCGGUCCCCCGCAGGUUGCAGACACGGCGGACUCUCGGCGGCUUCUGAGCACGGAAGGAGCUGUCGCGGGGUCGGGAGGCAGCCCCUCGUCCCCGUCUCCCCAUCUUCCGACGGCCGGCGGGGCCAUGUCCAGAGGCCCGAGCUCCGCAGUUCUGCCGAGCGCCCUGGGAUCCCGGAAGCUCGCCCCCCGGAGCCUCAGCUGCCUGUCGGACCUGGACAGCAACGUGGCCUUGGAGCCGCGACACUGUAGGCCCCCGGGGAGCCCAGGCCGCGCGCCGCCACCCACGCCGGCGCCGUCGGGCUGCGACCCCCGCCUGCGGCCCAUCAUCCUGCGGCGGGCGCGCUCGCUGCCCAGCUCCCCCGAGCGCCGACAGAAGGCCGCGGGCACUCCGGGCGCUGGGUGUCGGCCGGGCUGCAGCCGGCAGCUCCGCGUGCGCUUCGCCGACGCCCUGGGCUUGGAGCUGGCUCAGGUGAAGGUGUUCAACGCGGGAGACGACCCGUCGGUGCCGCUGCACGUGCUGUCGCGGCUCGCCAUCAACUCGGACCUAUGCUGCAGCAGUCAAGACCUGGAGUUCACCCUGCAGUGCCUGGUGCCCGAUUUCCCGCCGCCCGUCGAGGCCGCCAACUUUGGUGAGCGCCUGCGGCGGCAGCUGGUGUGUCUGGAGCGUGUCACUUGCUCGGACCUUGGCAUCAGCGGUACGGUGCGCGUGUGUAACGUGGCCUUCGAGAAGCAGGUGGCCGUGCGCUACACUUUCUCAGGCUGGCGCAGCACCCACGAGGCGGUGGCGAGGUGGCGCGGGCCCGCGGGGACCGAGGGCGCAGAGGACGUCUUCACCUUCGGCUUCCCGGUGCCGCCCUUCCUGCUGGAGCUCGGCUCCCUAGUGCACUUCGCGGUGCGCUACCGAGUGGCGGGUGCCGAGUACUGGGACAACAACGAUGGCCGAGACUACAGCCUCACGUGUCGCAACCACGCGCUGCACAUGCCUCGAGGGGAGUGCGAGGAGAGCUGGAUCCACUUCAUCUGAGCCCCGCGGGGCUACAACCUGGAGCCUCUGAGACACCUAAGCCACGCCUGCUGUCAUUCAUUUCCCUGCUGGGCCCUCUCCGGUUGUUCUUCGCCACCCUGCAAGUCCUCUGACCUCAUUUUCUGCUGCGAGGUCCCCCGGCAGAGGCCCAUCCUGUCUUCUACUUGAAACGUCUGAGUCACUUGGUCUAAAAAGCAGCCUCAGAUGGCCGGAAGGCCGAGUUGAGUUGUGUAAUGAGUUGGGGCACGGUGGUGGGGUAGGUGCAUGGGAGGGUGGGCCCUCUGGGGAGGCCCAAGCAGCUUGUUUUGGAAAGGCCCGAGUCCUGCUAGGAAGAGCUUUUGCAUGUGUCCUGAAUGUGUCUCUGUAAACAUAGCUGUUAUUUAUUAUUGUGAUGUUGGGACCUUUAGCCCAUAGCGAAUGCCUCCUCAGGAAUAUUCUCGAUUUAAUAAGCUAAAAAAAAGUUCUGUUGUGUGUUUGUGCCCACAGUAAACAGAAUGUACAGUGUGACCCACAUCAUGGUCCCUCCAGGCAUUCCUGCCCCACGACAAGGAAAACCUGAGACCACAUCUGCUUGCCAAUGGCUGUCUUCUAACAGUGGGAAACUAUUAAUAGGCAAGAAAUUAUCAGUCAUCACACAACCAUUCCUGGGCAUUGAGACCGCCCUGGUGGGGCUGUGUGUCUCCUAUGUUAACAGCUGGGGAGGAGGGGAAAAGUUUCAAACUUAAACUAGCAAAACAGUUCUUUCUCUGCAGUCACAAUUCUGAUUUCAUGUAUUUCUCUGUUCAGGCCAUUCUGUUUAAGUUGGAAACUACCUAAACAUUUUAAGAAGUCUUGCCUUAUUUAUUUCAAUUUUCAGGUGACUAGAGAAUUUUAGGCAACAGUGCCCUUGUGAUUACCUUUUUGACCAUUAAGGUGACUCUUUUUAUUUCUUGUUAAGCAUCAGAGGAUGUCAGCAUUUAUCUUUUGGGAAUCCAGUUACAAGGUGGAACUAGAAGGUGCUUCAGCAAUAGCCAGAGCACUAGAGAAAAAUAAUUGACAAAUAUUUAUACUUGUAAAUUGUUUGGAGCUGUAUUUACAUGUCAUGUUUUAUCAGGUACCCACAAACUUUAUACUUUGUGCCUUCAGAUAGGGUUUCUAACAUGUUCUAGAUUUGUCAGUUUUAAAAUAUUAAAUUCUUUUUUGUUUUAACUCAGCCAAGAAGUCAAGACCACUGUCCCCUGCUGGGUUAGGCAAUCGCUUAAAACUCCAGAGAACUCCAGGCUGAUGAGUUCUUUUGGUGCUGAACAGUGGUCUCUGAUUACAGGUGCUAAAACUAAGGUGUGAAAAAAAAAAGCCAAGAAGGAUCAGAUCUCCAGUUUGUGAAGUGUGAUUGUGAUACAGUUGAAACCAGCGUGAUCAGUUUUAUGAUACCUGUCACCAGGGAAUUAACUCUAAACUUUUGAAUGCUUGUUGGCAUCUGUCAAAUUAAUACCGAAAGGACACAUUUUGCUUUUUACCAAUUUGGUUUUGAUAAUUGCAACCUCUGUGCUUUCAUAGUUCAAAGAACAGGGAUGGCUUUCUUUGGUAUCUUUUGAUCUAAGAACACUGAAUUUUAACUUAAACUAUUGUGACUAAAUUGCAGUCUUGGCCGUUAGCACUGUUCACUACAUUGGCAUGCAAGAGAGAGAAAAGCCUGGUUACAUUUCCUGCUAUUUAACCAACUGUCCAAUUAGGUCAGCAAGCCUCUUCAGGGCCCUGGCUGUUAAUGCCCCUGGCGCCCCAACAGAGAGCAAUACAAUUGUCCAGAGAGUUUAGGUAUGAGAGCUGCCAGAUUUAUUUUACUUAAAGGCAUGUAGAGAUCUCAUAAUCUAUGUGUUCAGGUCAUGAAAUAUAAAGUAAAUGUUAUAUCUUUAAGUUAACCUCAACGUGCCUUUUAAAAAAUAUCAACAUUAUGAAAUUUAAAAGCUUAAAUGUACUUGCCUAGUUAAUAAAGAUGCUGUGGAACAACUGAAGGAGAACCUUCAGACCGACCCUAAAACAGUUAUAUUGCUUAGAUGUUAACAUUUUCUAGUGGACUGUGCAAUUGCUGGGUUGUCUCCCCACACAUAUUUUAUUGUUAUUUAAAAUGAUUUUACCCAUGCCUAAGUAUUAAAGUAUAUGUGUGAAAAUAGCUGUGGGCCAUUCUAUUAUGCUAGAGUAUGUUUUUCUUGUGGCCUAACUACAGAAGACCAAGCUUUAGAAACUUCUUGUUUAAAUAAUUUCAUGUCUUAUCCUUUCUACAACACUGAUAAAUGUAGAGCGUUGGCAAAAAUAAAUACAUUUUGUCAUUGUGCCUCAGCUUCA
Messenger RNA from Sapajus apella (tufted capuchin), 3685 nucleotides. RefSeq names its product protein phosphatase 1 regulatory subunit 3D (gene PPP1R3D). The record is from RefSeq and is a predicted model, not a curated record. Bases 464 to 1363 code for a protein of 299 amino acids. Gene Ontology annotation, molecular function: protein phosphatase 1 binding; glycogen binding. Gene Ontology annotation, cellular component: protein phosphatase type 1 complex. Gene Ontology annotation, biological process: regulation of glycogen biosynthetic process. NCBI's taxonomy places the organism in Eukaryota, Metazoa, Chordata, Mammalia, Primates, Cebidae. The transcript has a single exon.